GUAGAAAGACUAAACUGAUUUGACCAGGGGAUUGACUGCCGUGUAAGUUGUCGCGGACAGCUCGUCUGGCGCUGUUCAGAGGCACCGACUUCGGCAAGAUAGAUUCGGGUCAGGCAACUGGUCAGAAUCCCGGAUGCAUGUGGUGCCUUACAGAGGGGCUAACUUCGUUUCAGGAGAAGCCCGUGCCGUCGCUGCUGGCCAGACAUCGUCUCUUGGGCGUGGACAACGAUACCGUGAUCACUACGCUGGGAGGGUGGACCACAAUCGACCCCCUAGCAUCAACUUAGCUUCACUUCAACAGAACUUCAAUUCGCUGUGGGAUCGCACGAAGAAGAAAGUAAACAAAGCCUAUAACGUUGUCUACGGCGCUGAAGAUUCCCCCAGCUACCGUGUACAAGAAGCAGACGAGGGCGAGAUGGCCGGAACCUUGGAAUUGAGUCUUAGAUACCCGACUGGGGUUCACAUUGGAGUAGAACCAGAGGCACCGUACAAUGACAGGCUGAUGGAGGACGAGCAUGACGAAGACAAUGACGACGUGUGGACGCUCCUAAGCAUGAUGCACGCUAUGGUGGUUGUCAUCAUCGUCAUAGUGAUCGACACUGCUCAGAUAUUCCUCCGGUACUCAGAGGGACUGAAUGCAGUCACACCAGCCCACGUGGAGGGUUUCUUCAUCAUGCUGUACAUCGUGUCCAUUGCUUGGAUCCUUGUGGUGGUGGUUCUGAAGAAACCACUGCCCUCUAGCGACGAUGAGGAGAGAACUGAUGCUCAGGCUGGGAGCAGAUACCUGUACGUUGGUCUUCUCUUCUUUGGCAUCGGCGGUUGCCUCUGGAUGAUCAUGCGAACAGCUUCGUAUAUCGAGCUGAGCGGAGGAAAGUGUGGUUCCCAGGGUAUCUUCGCCUGUGGUUCCAUACUGUGCGUGACAUUCACCAUGCUACAGAUCUACUACUUCUGGCGAUUCUCCAAGUACUGUCUGGUGCGCUGGAAACCUGUUGCUAAACUGGCCGUCAUGCACCUGAUGGCGACGAACGCAGCGUUAUGCGUCAGGACACUGAUUGAGGAAACAUGGGAAGACUUUCUGUUGGACUAUCUCAAGUCUGCUUCAAAGAAGGAUGCAGGAUACACAGGUAAGCUUGGCCACCUUGUGAUGGAACCUACUACCCUCGAUGUGGGUUACGGUAGCAUGAUCGACCCAGCUGCGUUUAUGUAUAACGCCACACCGAAUGGCUCCUACCCCGGUGACGGCUACGAUCCAUGCUACAUCGGCAAGACCGCCAAAGGCCUGAGUGGUGCAGUGUACAAAGCCUCGGUCUUCCUGUACUCCUUCGUCAUCGAAUACGCCAUCAUUGCCGGUGCCAUGUCCUACAUCAUGUGGCAGAACAUCGGGCGUAGGGUUCACCACCCGCACAAAGCGAACGGUACACGGAAUGUGGGCUUCAGCUUCGAGUGUGGCCUUCUUCUGGGUGUUCUUUGCACUAUGUGUGGUGUGAUCAUCCUCAUCCUUAACAUCAUCUACUUGUCAGACUACGAGAAACGCGAGGCAAGCUUCACCAGUUACAGAGGCUACAGGGUGUUCCUCAAUAUAGUCUGUAUCGCUGCCUGCAUUGCUUCGUUUGUUGGAAUACAUAAGGGAGGCUGGGUGCCAGAUCACCACUCAGGACCGGCUCAUCGGGUGGAUGCAGCGCUGCUGUUGAUAUGCGUCAGCGGUGGGUUCCUCCAGAGUACCUAUACCUUCGUGGCGGCCGUUUCUACCCUGGGCCAAACUCACAGCGGCUUGGUGUUCUUCGAUGAUUUCUCCCACAUUGUUCAGACGGUUUUACAAUGUGUAUUAAUUUUAGACGCCAUGUCAAGGAAACCGCCGGCUGAUUUUCGGAACACGCGCACUAAACAGUUGAUCAUGUUCCUUCUGGUGUGCAAUAUAACGUGGUGGCUGAUCAGCACCUACGAGUUGAAAGGAGGCUACGACUUGUAUGCACUGGAGAACGGUUACUAUGGGGCGACGACGUGGUACGUCAUCGUCCAUUUGGCGGCACCUUUGGAAAUCCUGUUCCGGUUCCAUUCAACGGCGUGCUUCUUCGAGAUAUGGAACUUACCGGGUGCGGAUGGAAAUGGGAAUGGUCACCACUAGAGGCCGUCGCAUUAUGAUCUCAAACGGCUUGUGAGCGAGACCACCACGCGAAAUAUAUGCCUUUUUAUGUUUCCAUGAUGUAUGGAGCUUAGCUAAUUGAAUGCAUCAUUAAUUGAAUGUUUUCUUUUGCUUUUCUUACACACAUGCCAGCCAUUUUACACCAACUGUGUGUUGUGUGCUGAACAUGGCAUAAUACAAGUUAUUAUAUUCAGGAAAACUUGGGACUUCAGACGAAGUAGACCAUUAAAAUCCUCGCUGGCUUCCAUUUACAACAGAGACUUUAGUUGUUACAACUUUCGCCUGCAAGUUUAAUGACCUGUCAGGUUUAUAUAUAACUUUCAGGUCGAAGAUGCUUUCAAAGAAGUUUUGCAGCAAAAAAAUAAAAAAAAAAUAUAAGAAAACAGCAAGCUAUUAAAUCACAAAAUUAUGCAUUGUUGUUGAUUUGUUUACCGUUUCGGUAGAUUUUGAAAUAUUUUUUACUCGGUUUGUUUUAUUAUUGUGGCUAUUUUUUUUACAACACUCUAAGAAUUGAGUCUAAGAUGUGGAAACAAAGCGUAUGCUUGAUGUACAUGGGUGUGGCAUCAAGUUGGACACUAAUAUUAAUUUGCUCUACAUGCACAAACAUAGGUAAAUCAUCCAAAUGACCAAUUAUGCUGCAAAACGUACGCAUAAAUACAAAUUUAAUACACCCUCGAAAGCUAGAGAAUAAUUUCUUUAAUUUGCAAUACGUGGUGCUUUCAAAUUUUGCGCGAGCAAUGUAAUGUUUCUUCUAUUUGGAGAGUAAUACUUUACACUGUCUUAUGUCAAUUAUAUUCACGUCUAACGUCGAUGACCGAGGGCAGGUUGUCUCUAAUUCCGUUAAGGACAGCGGAAAUUGGCCAUGACCCCGCUUUAAACCCGGAAGAAUGAACCAUACACUGGACUGCAGCCAUGGUCCUUUAAAAGUAAGAAAUUAAGUAAUGUCCUGCCAUGGUUCGGUCUGGUUCCGGUCCUUUAACUAGCCAGCACAGUGAUGGCUCUGUUUAUAGUAAUAUUGUCCGUGGUUUCAAAGGUCAACAUAAUCUAUUUGUGAAUGCACUUCUUGACUAGUCUGCAGUGUCUUCUGCAUGCAAGUUCGCCCCGAAACACUGCUAACAGCCAUUUUUGGUAUGGAGCUACAAAAAAAAA
Messenger RNA from Asterias rubens (European starfish), 3292 nucleotides. Its product is annotated as proton channel OtopLc-like. Gene Ontology annotation, biological process: proton transmembrane transport. Lineage: Eukaryota; Metazoa; Echinodermata; Asteroidea; Forcipulatida; Asteriidae. Gene Ontology annotation, cellular component: membrane. The transcript is spliced from 7 exons. Gene Ontology annotation, molecular function: proton channel activity. The record is from RefSeq and is a predicted model, not a curated record. Bases 134 to 2125 code for a protein of 663 amino acids.